Molecule: messenger RNA, 213 nt
Organism: Cavenderia fasciculata
Lineage: Eukaryota; Evosea; Eumycetozoa; Acytosteliales; Cavenderiaceae
Exons: 1
Coding region: 1-213 (70 amino acids)
Source: RefSeq, a predicted model, not a curated record
AUGACAAUGCUUUGGUUUGAUAAUCAACUUAUCAACGAUGGAGUAGUUACCAACAUCAAACCAUACUGCAAGGCCAUGUAUGGAUGGUCACCAUUAGUUUGCAACUUGCCAACCGUUCCAGAUUGUGAUACUAUUCGUCUCUAUGGCACCCCAGGUAUCGGUACCAUUAAUCUUCAAAUGCUUUAUUCUUUUAAUUGUACUGUUGUUGCUUAA